Messenger RNA from Haliotis rufescens (red abalone), 2141 nucleotides. RefSeq lists its product as uncharacterized. The transcript has 4 exons. Gene Ontology annotation, molecular function: tumor necrosis factor receptor binding. Gene Ontology annotation, cellular component: membrane. Gene Ontology annotation, biological process: immune response. Lineage: Eukaryota; Metazoa; Mollusca; Gastropoda; Lepetellida; Haliotidae. The coding region runs from base 166 to 1047 and encodes 293 amino acids. The record is from RefSeq and is a predicted model, not a curated record.
UUUCAGUAACGCCGUAGCCUCACCAUAAGCCACAUCAGGCACUGGCAGGCUAGCCCGAGGAGAGUUUGGUUAAAGUUAACAACUGUCUUAACUGGACAUUUGUAAAUAUAAACAAUUUUUUUUAAAUUUUUAUUUCAAACCGAUUAACGUACAUAUCAUACAAGAAUGUCAGGGUCUGAAUCUAGCUUCAUCCACAACACCACAACAACGUCGGAGCCGCCACCUUCACGACGACAUCGUUCAAGAGCGUUACUCUAUAUCAUCUUUGCCGUCUCAUUGAUCUCCAAUGUUGUUUUAGCUGUCAUCUUCGGCAUCCACACGCUGAAGCCAAGAUUGUCUCACCAAAGGAACACGGACGCAUCUUCUGUUAAGCUUGACCAUGUGGGGUCAAAUGCUGAUGUGUGUUUUACUUGUGGUCAGCUGGGUCCACUGGUCGAAUCUCAGGACACUCCCUAUGACGUCAUUCGAACCUCUGGUCAUCAUAUAUGCUGUCAAAGAAACAAAGUUGACGUCACAGAAAUGUUCAAGAAGAUGAUCGUAGACGAGUUCUCCAGACGAACUUCAGGGUCGGACCAAUUGGACUCUCAUGCCAUAAAGAAGGGCAACCGUGACGUCAUUCACUCAGGAUCCACAGGGGCACAUCUAGUCAUGGUUCCAAUCAAAGGGUCGCCGCCAGCAUGGACAGCCCACGAUGACUACCACGUGACCUUCUGUGCCAAUGUCGCAUGCGAUAACGGAACGAUCUGGGUACGAGACGCUGGGAUCUACCUCGUGUACUCGCACAUCACACUUAACGUGACACGUGGCUCCACAUACACCAUCUUCACACACAGAAUGCACCUUACCAGACGGAACAUGCCUCCCAAACAGCUUCUGAUGAGUAAGACCUCAUUCACACGAACAGCAUCUCCACAGCGAAACUCUUUUCUCUCCGCCGUUUUGAAACUCGAAGAACGCGAUGCCAUCGGCGUCUAUAUACCUGAUCAAAACACUGAUCUGGUCGAGAAGGGUGGGUUUUCAAACUACAUGGGUAUAUUCAAAUUGUGAGGUGAGGUGGGGAAAUGAGGAAUAAAGACUAUUAUUGCACUUGUAUAGCAACGUGAGAAUGUUCAACAUGGAUGUCUUGCCAUCCUGACACUGGUAUAGCUUUGUUGUUGUUUUUCAAUGGAUACAUUUUGUAUGUAUUUAAGAUUGCAUGUGAACUAUAUUCUGUAAACUUAUUGAUUGUGUACUCCAAAAAGAAAUAACAUAACCCACAAAAAAUAUUAAGUGGUACACAUUGGACAUAUCUUUUCUUAACGUACAUACUUCUCUAUAUAUUGCUACAAAUGGUUCGCAUUUAUUUUCUUCCAUACAUAUAUAUACUGCCAUCAAAGAAUCAAUGUUAGACUAUGAAGUAAAAAAAUAGUUUUUAGAACAAACAUGUUUGCAGCUGCAACGAUAUGCGAAAUUCAAGGUAUAAAACUGCUCACACACAGACACACACACAGACACACACACAGACACACACACACACACACACACACACACACACACACACACACACACACACACACACACACACACACACACACACACACACACACACACACACACACACACACACAUACAUACACACACUAUGCUUUACCUUUUCUUCUUCUAGUAUAGCUUGGGGCGGUCGGGUAGCCUAGCGGUUUAAGCAUUAUCACGCCGAAGACCCGGGUUCGAUUCCCGACAUGGGUACAAUGCGUGAAGCCCAUUUCUGGUGUCCCCCGCUGUGAUAUUGCUGGAAUAUAUUGCGUCAAACCAUACUCACUCACUCACUCAAGUAUAGCUUACAAUUACUAGAUAGAUUAUAUAGCACUUUCUACUCUUUUCAGGCCUUAAAUCCUUCUUUCAAUAUUCACCUCUCUUAAUAUAUUACCAUUUAACUUAUCUUUUCUUUUCAUAUUUUAAUACACUUGUUGUACAUUAUAGCCGUGGGAUUAGGUUUAUUUCCCUCUCACUAACAGUUUUUGAGGUAUGGUGUUUACCUCUAUUAAAAUAUUAUUUAUUUUUUAUUUUCCCCACCUACCCCGACUGCGAAAUUGCCAGUGGUAGAAGCGGUCGUUAACCCCCCAAAACACUACAGUACAGUACAGUGAGGUGAGUUGAAAUGG